AUGCCUCCAAUUUGUAAUAGUAUUGAAAAUGAAAAUAAUUCAUUUGAAUUAACAACCACAAUUUCAUUUUUAAAAAAAAGUAAACUAUUUAAAAAAGAAAUAAAUGUAAAUGAAAUCGUAUCAAUAAAUAUUUCACAAAUUUUGGGAGAAUAUAAUAGUUUCUUAAUAAAUAAUACAAUUGAAGAUUUAGAAAGUGCAAUUGCUCAAAAUAUACAUAAUUAG
Dictyostelium discoideum AX4 is the source of this 222-nucleotide messenger RNA. RefSeq lists its product as hypothetical. NCBI's taxonomy places the organism in Eukaryota, Evosea, Eumycetozoa, Dictyosteliales, Dictyosteliaceae. The transcript has a single exon. The record is from RefSeq and is a predicted model, not a curated record. The coding region runs from base 1 to 222 and encodes 73 amino acids.